Darwinula stevensoni is the source of this 2487-nucleotide messenger RNA. The record is from the annotation of a GenBank genome assembly. NCBI's taxonomy places the organism in Eukaryota, Metazoa, Arthropoda, Ostracoda, Podocopida, Darwinulidae.
AUGAACAAUACGACACUUUUCCUUUCGGCAUCCUUCAUGCGUAACGACAUGGGAUCAGAACCAACAGGCAGCAAGACCUGGGAGCUGUCUCUGUAUGAACUUCAUAGAACUCCCCAAGAAGCUAUUACAGACAGUACGGAAAUCGCUGUGUCUCCCAGAAGUCUUCAUAGUGAACUAAUGUGUCCCAUCUGUCUAGAUAUGCUCAAGAAUACAAUGACGACUAAGGAAUGUCUGCAUAGGUUCUGCCAAGACUGCAUCAUCACAGCCUUGCGAUCUGGGAAUAAAGAAUGCCCAACAUGCAGAAAAAAGCUUGUGUCCAAGCGCUCCUUGAGGCCUGAUCCCAACUUCGAUGCUUUAAUCUCCAAGAUCUACCCUAGCAGAGAUGAAUAUGAAGCACAUCAAGAAAAACUAUUGGCCAAAGUUAACAAGACCUCAAAUCAAGCUGCCCUUGUGAAUUCAAUUGAGGAGGGCAUGAAGAUUCAAUCACAAAACAGGGUACAGAGACCAAGAAAACUCAAUACAUCUGCAUGUACAACCCCAAGUGGAGAUGGAAGCAGAGCAGGAGGGGAAGAAUCUGGUGCCACUCCAAAUGCAAGUGCUCCCUCUACUCCAACCCCAUCCAUAUCUGGGGAUCAGCACACUUCCACUCCAGGAAGCAGGAAGAAACAAAAACCCAGUUCAGAAACUGAAUCAGUUGCUUCAAACUCUGGCCAGGAAAGUUCAUCUAUAGCAGAGGGUGAAGGUACCAGUGAUGGGUCAAAGUCAAGCCCAAGAGAAUUUGAACUGGCCAUUAAGCCACAUCCUGAAAUGAGUCCUCACCUGAGGGAUUUGAAGAUAAAUGCUGCUAGAUACAUCAAGACCACAGCUAAUGCAACAGUUGAACACGUGAGUGAGUUUCUGAAGAUGCGUAUCCCACUGGACACAAAUUCCUUCCCUGAUAUUCCUACAACUGGAAUGACAUUCCAGAUCUACAUGGCUCCCCAAGGUGCCAGUUUGAUUUGUCUGCCUGAAUCUCUCACAUUGGAUGAGGUUUAUGAGCAUUACUGGAAAAGCAGCCAUCCCAUGGAGCUCUUCUAUCAUCGGGUAGGAGGAAGAACUGUAACAUUGGACCUGCCAUGUAGUCUAUCUGGUGAGGUGGAUCAAUGGGACCUUGGAGGUCAGUGGGUGUGCCAAUCACAGGCAGAUGUCAUGCAGGUCAUUCGUGAUUUCAACCUUGAAACCUAUCCCCAAUUCUCUGAUGGGAUCAAGUUCAUGCAGCUUGGGAAAAGUAACAAGAUCAAGACAUAUUCAGGUGCAAAUGCCUCAAGUGUAUCCAUGUUGUUCCUUCUUGCCUAUGCUAACUGCAGUGGGGGAGUUUCUAAACUCCUCGAAUGUUCUCCUGGCUGUGCCCAAGAAUCACGUCUCAAGGUACGCCUGAAUGAACUGAAGCUCCUUACAUGCCCCAACGUUGGAGCAGUGGAGGGUGGCGGCCAGACUGCGCGUCCAACGAGAGCCCAGCCGGAGGUGGUCCGACGCGUCUCGCAGGUUCAGGUGGAGCCUCCCUGCAGGGCUGGACCCAGCCAGGAGCUCCGAGGACAGCGGCCUCGCCUUCGCAUUGUACCAGUAGUGGCAGGUGUUGAGGGAGGGGGCGUCACGGCCUUCCGUCUGGCACAGAUGAAGGUGCGCCUGAGUAGCGGAGACGCCCAGGUCGAAGUCCAAGAGCAGGCAGUGUCGGAUGUGCACGCGCUUUUCUUCCAUUUUCUCUGUCCAGAGCUCACCGAAGAGGGAGGAGGAGCACAGCAGAUUUCCAAGAAGCUACUUCAGGAAGCACAAGAUAAGAAUGAAGGUCUGAAGCUCCAUCUCAAUCACCCAGUGGUGAAGAUUCAAUCAAUGGAGGAAAAAGUGUUGAUUGAAACAGCAAAUGGCCAAACUUUUGAAGCCAGAUAUGUUGUUUCCACUCUACCACCAAAUCUCCUUCUUAAAGUUGAAUUUGAUCCCCCUCUUACAAAGACCACAAAAUUUGUUUAUGAAAACCUCCCAAUGGGUUAUUUGACAAAGUUCAUUGUCAUAUAUGAGAAAAGAGAAUCAAGAAAGGAGGCUGUGCUGACAGGUCUGAGUAAGUUCUUUGGGGAUGAAGCCUUGAAACCUAUCCACUAUGAAGAAAAGAUAUGGAGAGAGGAUCCUUAUUCUGGGGGUUGUCCCAGCAACUAUGCUCAACCUGGGCCUCUGUCUCACUUCAGAGAUAUUCGUCUUCCAUUUCACAGAGUUCAUUUUGCUGGAACCCACACUGCAACAGAAUGGAAUGGUUAUAUCAGUGGUGCUAUCCAAGCUGGCAAAAGAGCUGCAGUUGAAGUUUUGCAUCGCUUGAUGCCUGGCUCUGUUUCUCAGGAGCUCCUCAAGGGAACUGCCUAUGAUCCCACUCCAUUAAAUUGGAGCCUCUCUUGGUUGAAGUUCCCGGUCUCCAGGGCCGCCCUUAGCUAUUUCGGCGACCUGUGCAAAGACUCCUAA